Messenger RNA from Nicotiana tabacum (common tobacco), 1657 nucleotides. Lineage: Eukaryota; Viridiplantae; Streptophyta; Magnoliopsida; Solanales; Solanaceae. The record is from RefSeq and is a predicted model, not a curated record.
CUGCAAACCAGGCAAGACACUACAAUACAUUACAGUUAUACAAACUGUCGAACAUUAUUUUAUCAAUCAGAUUCAAAACUAACCAGAAAAAAAAAAAACAGAUUCAAAACCAACAUUUAUAUUCUGCAAAACCCUAACACAACACACACACUCACUUUCAAUGGCGAAUUAUCAUAGAAAACCAGCAGUAAUAGACCCGAUGUACUACCCAGUGAUCGCUUUAAUCAUCGCCGUUAUCGCCUUCGUUGAGCUCUCUGACGCCGUCACCGUCGUCGACGUCUACCGGCUUGUUCAGUACGAUAUCUCCGGCGUCCCCUUCGGUUCUCGGCUCGCUGUUCUUAAUCAUCACGCUGGCUCGUCCUUAUUUGCUUCUGGUGGCUCCGGUUCCGAUCUCUCUCGUACGGUUCUCAUUCUUCCGGUUAGGGAAUUGGAUCCCACUCUCAUUAAAGAAUAUAUUGAACAGAAAAAUCUAUUAGGGGGUUUACUGCUUUUACUCCCCCCAAAACUUAGUCCAGAAAACCUAGACAACGCAUUUGGUGCUGAUGAGGGUAUUAACAGCCUGAUGAGCAAAUUGGCUGAGUUGGAACGGUUGCUUACGCAUUCUAAUAUCCCUUAUCCUGUAUAUUUUGCUUUUGAGGAUGACAAUAUCAAUGCUGUACUAGCUGAAGUUAAGAGAAACGAUGCUAGUGGUCAACCUGCAACAGCUACCACAGGCGGCUACAAGCUUGUUGUUGCUGCCUCAGAUCCUAAGAGAAUUGCGUCCCCCAACAUUGCAAAUAUUCAGGGAUGGUUACCAGGACUUAAAGUUGAUGGAGACUCAAAUCAACUCCCAACUAUUGCCAUAGUGGCUUCAUAUGACACAUUUGGGGCUGCGCCAACAUUGUCAGUGGGAAGUGAUAGCAAUGGAAGUGGUGUAGUGGCACUUCUUGAAAUUGCUAGGUUGUUUUCUGCUCUAUAUUCAAAUCCUAAAACUAGAGGUAGAUAUAAUUUACUCUUUGGAUUGACAUCUGGUGGACCGUAUAACUACAAUGGAACUCAGAAGUGGCUUCGGAGUUUUGACCAGCGUCUACGUGAGAGUAUAGACUAUGCUAUCUGCUUGAAUAGUGUUGGGUCCCUUGGCAAUGAGUUACGUCUUCAUGUGUCCAAACCUCCAGAAAAUGCUUACAUACAGCAGAUAUUCCGGGGUUUCUCUACCAUAGCAGAAGAAUUGGGCCUUCAAGUUGGUCUUAAGCACAAGAAAAUAAACAUCUCGAAUCCUCGAGUAGCCUGGGAGCAUGAACAGUUUUCAAGGUUGAGAGUCACUGCAGCAACACUAUCUGAACUUUCUGCUGCACCUGAAUUACUGGAAAGCACAGGACAUCUGGCUGAUAACAGACAUUUUGUCAGUGAAGCCUCAAUCAUUCGAAGUGUCAAGCUUGUUGCUGAAAGUCUAGCGAGACACAUUUAUAACCAGGAGCAGAAAAGCAUAAGCAUAUUUGCAGACGAUAGUAGUUUAGCCGUCAAUCCUUCCUACAUAAGGUCUUGGCUAGAUCUUUUAUCUACAACACCUCGAGUGGCACCUUUUCUUUCAAAAAAUGACCCGCUUAUUAAGGCACUGGAAAAGGAAUUAGCUGAUCAUACUGCAGAGGUGAAUGUACAGCAUGAGACUCUAGAUGGA